Messenger RNA from Gadus morhua (Atlantic cod), 1206 nucleotides. RefSeq names its product radial spoke head 3 (gene rsph3). The transcript has 8 exons. Gene Ontology annotation, cellular component: cilium. Lineage: Eukaryota; Metazoa; Chordata; Actinopteri; Gadiformes; Gadidae. Bases 140 to 1138 code for a protein of 332 amino acids. The record is from RefSeq and is a predicted model, not a curated record.
GUUGCUAUGACACUCACGUUUGUUUUUAUUCUCCUCGGCCAUGUUUUCAAGCAUCUACUUUACCGAUCAAUUAUUUUUCUUAAAUAUCGCUCUUAUCUAACAUUAUUUAAGCUUGGAUGAAUAGUUUCUAGUUUGAACAAUGAGCUCCGUUUUGCCGACUCAGAAAGAGUCUUUAAACGGCACCUACACCUUCUCAAGUCGCCCGAGACCAGCCCAGAACCGCUCGAAAUACAGAGAAAACCCAGCAGAGACCAAUGAAAGACACACAAAUUAUGGAAACAUCAUGUAUGACCGUCGUGUGGUCAGAGGAAACACGUAUGCACAACAGAUUAUACCAAUUCCUGCCCCUGCAGAUCGCGCUGAGAUACAGCAACGGGAGGCCCACAAGAGAGCCAUGGCUCGUAAACGUGCCAGAGCGCAGCUGAGAUCCAAGACCCCGGACGCCAUCGCAGGCAGAAGCCACGUUGAUGUACAAACGGAACUUUAUCUGGAGGAACUGAGCGAUCACAUAGAGGCCACCAACGUGGACUGUCAGACAGACGCAUUCCUUGACAAGCCACCAACACCGCUCUUUGUACCUGCAAAGACGGGCAAAGAUGUAGCCACGCAGAUCAAGGAUGGAGAGCUGUUUGACUUUGACGUGGAGGUGAGGCCAGUGUUGGAGGUGCUGGUGGGGAAGACCAUUGAGCAGUCCCUGCUGGAGGUGAUGGAGGAGGAGGAGAUGGCGAGCCUGCGGGCGCAGCAGCGGUCCUUCCAGGAGCUCCGCGACGCCGAGCUGGCCGAGGUGCAGCGGCUGGAGGAGCAGGAGCGCCGCCGCCGCGAGGAGAAGGGGCGUAGGAUUGCUCAGCAGCGCGAGGUGCUGGAGAAAGAAAGGGAAACGGCGGAGAAGGUUGCGGCAUGGGCGUUCACCCAGCACUACCUGGCUGACCUCCUGGCAUCCGUGUACACCGCGUUGGGGGACCACGGCUACUUCUACGACCCUGUGGAGAAAGAUAUUGAGACCAGUUUUUUCCCGUGGUUGAUGGAUGAAGUGAGCCACAACCUGGAAAAGAGUUAUGUAGCAAGAGACCUCCUCGACACGCUCAUCCUUGAAGUUACGCAGAAGAGAGUGGAUGGCUUCCAAGAGCUAGACUCGUGAAGAAUUACAUUUUAACUUGAAGAAUAUAUCUUGAAUAACGUGAUAAACUCGUUUGGCAUCGACAUCAA